AUGGCAGACGAUGCGAGAGACGGCACAGCAGAGCAGCAGGGACGGCCCCGCCGAGGCCUGUUCCCGCCUGGUUUGGUUGACCUCAUGGGUCCGCCCCUGAAAGUUGGCGCCUUGACUGGCACCAUCGGCAUGUUCAGCGGCAUCGCAGCCGGCAUUGUCCGCGACUCUACCCCAGCUCUGUUCGCCCUGGCGUCCGGUAUUCAAUGGUUUGCCCUCGGCUCAAGUUAUUGGCUCUCAAGGACUGUGGUGAUGGGCGCGUGGGGUGGCGAAGGGAAGCUCUCCAAUUCCUCCAAGACCCAAGCAAGUGCUAUCGCGGGAGGUACGGCAGGCAUGGUCGGAGGUUUGAUCCGCGGCCCGAAAAACAUCAUCCCUGGAGUGAUUGUCUUUUCGCUCAUUGGAGGAACCGGGCAGGCAGUCUACAACGGCAUUCAGGACCGGCCCGAGGUCACAGAGAAGAAGAAGAGCUUCUUCGAGUCAAGCUGGAGCCCUCUCAAGAAGCUUUCGGAUGACGAAUACCGCGAGAUGAUUGACGAGAAGAUGCUCAAAAUCGAUGCCGAGAUCGCUCUCAUUGACGAUAAGAUUGCCGAGCUGCGCGCAGCAAAGGAGGCUAACCCUCCGCCGCCUCGCCAGGAAGUAACGCAGCCCCCGGCUUCAAGGAGCUAA
Colletotrichum spaethianum is the source of this 663-nucleotide messenger RNA. RefSeq lists its product as uncharacterized. The coding region runs from base 1 to 663 and encodes 220 amino acids. The transcript has 4 exons. NCBI's taxonomy places the organism in Eukaryota, Fungi, Ascomycota, Sordariomycetes, Glomerellales, Glomerellaceae. The record is from RefSeq and is a predicted model, not a curated record.